Messenger RNA from Mangifera indica (mango), 875 nucleotides. Its product is annotated as signal peptidase complex catalytic subunit SEC11A. Gene Ontology annotation, cellular component: membrane; signal peptidase complex. Gene Ontology annotation, molecular function: serine-type endopeptidase activity. The transcript is spliced from 8 exons. NCBI's taxonomy places the organism in Eukaryota, Viridiplantae, Streptophyta, Magnoliopsida, Sapindales, Anacardiaceae. Bases 152 to 691 code for a protein of 179 amino acids. The record is from RefSeq and is a predicted model, not a curated record.
GGUGGAAAUUGUUUUUGGGCAAAACCCUGGUUGGGAAAAGUAACUUAAAAGGUUAAAUAUUAGAUAAGGGCAUAGCAAAGUCGUGAAAUUCAUUCAUAUUUUCCAUUUCAUACUUCAGCACACCAAAACUAGGACCAAAAGAACGAAAGAGAUGGGUUGGAUCGGAGAUAGCAUAGAGUCUAUCAGGUCAAUGCAGAUUCGCCAGUUCCUCACUCAGGCUGUCAGUCUCGGUAUGAUUGUUACAUCCGCACUAAUAAUUUGGAAGGGACUGAUGUGCGUCACUGGCAGUGAAUCUCCUGUUGUUGUUGUUCUUUCUGGAAGCAUGGAACCGGGCUUCAAGAGGGGGGAUAUUUUAUUCUUACAUAUGAGUAAAGAUCCAAUACGAGCUGGAGAGAUUGUUGUUUUUAAUAUUGAUGGUCGGGAAAUUCCAAUUGUCCAUCGUGUAAUUAAGGUACAUGAACGGCAAGAUGGAGAAGUUGAUGUACUCACAAAAGGAGAUAACAAUUAUGGGGAUGAUAGACUUUUGUAUGCUCAAGGUCAGCUUUGGCUUCAACGGCACCAUAUUAUGGGCAGAGCUGUUGGGUUCUUACCUUAUGUUGGAUGGGUAACUAUUAUCAUGACUGAAAAGCCUAUUAUCAAGUAUAUUCUCAUCGGGGCACUGGGACUGCUCGUUAUGACUUCCAAGGACUGAAAAGAUGAAAGUUGAAGGAGAUAGUUCCAUCAUGUGCAAUGACCUGAACCAUUUUUCCUCUCUUUCUAUACCAGACCUAAAGAAUAGUUGAAAUGAUCGGAUAAAUUAAAUAUAUUAGAUGACUCUAUGGACCGGUUCCAAUGAUCUGCUUCACUUGCCAUUUAUAAAUGAGAUUUUUGUUCUA